Molecule: messenger RNA, 1267 nt
Organism: Caenorhabditis sp. 36 PRJEB53466
Lineage: Eukaryota; Metazoa; Nematoda; Chromadorea; Rhabditida; Rhabditidae
Source: the annotation of a GenBank genome assembly
AUGGAACCCAAUAACGUAAAUUGGUACUCAACAAGUAAGUCCGCCAAACAACAGAGCGUUUAGGAAUUAACUUAUUUUCAGAUAGUAUAAAGCGCUAUCAAAACACAAUAGUCAGUGAUCGACACACAACAAGCAAUGAUCCUGCUGGACAUGUUGAGCAUGCUGAGCGUGUGAAGCAGUUUUCAGAUGAAGGGCGGAUCCCAUUAGGGAAUUUUGAUGAUCCGGAAAACGUCGAAGCGCGAGAAGAGCUCCUCCGAACAGUACCAGAAGAAGUGUUGAAUGAAUGGGAUGCAUUUAAAAAGGAUAUGCGAGAAAAGAGCUCAGUGACCAAAGUUGGCAUAUCUCACCGUACAGAAAACGGAACAAUUAAAGUAUUACAGCGACUGAUGGGCAUUCCUACGGAAGAAGUCGAUGCGAAGUUCCGAACGUUUCCGGAGAAGAAAAAGCACGAAUGGGAUGCGGAGGCGACUGGAAUCAGUGGAGAUUCGCAAACGUGGCGCGAGAAUUACAGUGAGUUCACUGAAAGAAACGGGCAACAUCUCGAAAUUUAUUUCAGGAAGCCGGUUCGUGCUGAACCGAAAAGUAAAACCCUUGGCGACGACAUCAUCUGCGCCUUCGCCGCAUUCCGAUUCGCAAAAUAACGAUGCGAUAUUUGUAGAUGGUAAAUUAAUAAUUUCCAUCAACCAAAUAAAAUUUCACUAUUCUCAGCAAGCAACUCAUCCUCAAAAACCAAUUUCACUCGAUGGAUUGCAUCGAUCGAUUCGGAGCCUGCGCCCGACCAAUCCGCCAAAUCGCCCAAACGGCCACAAAUAACAGUUCCCGAGCCAACACCAGUAAGAAUUCAGUGUUCAUAUAUUUAAACUUCUUCAUUUCUAGACGACAUCGAAAAGUGAAAAGAGUCCUUCUACUUUUAAGGAAUCUUCGUUGUCGCAGACGGCGCCAAUUCCUCCGGUUCGGGAGUGCAUUCUCUACAAGUACGGUCAUUGUUUAGAUCCGAAAGUGUGCAAGUACAGCCAUAAUGGAGAAAUAACAAAGGUUCCGGGGUAAGAUUUCUGUUAUUCACGAGCUUGUUAAUUUAUUCUGAUUCAGAAAAACGAUCACUCCGGUUUUCUGGCAGCGAAAGCUCCCGAGCACGCCCAUUUGUCCUGUGAGUUCCUCGGCGUUCCAUCAUCUAACCAAAGUAUCUUUUCAGGGAUACGCCAACCUCUCAUGCUGGGAUACCAACUGCAGCUACCGGCACAUUGCCUAUCCGUCCGAUAAGUUCUAA